CCUCCUCUUCUUUUCCCCCUCUUUCCCUUCCCCUUCACUUCUCUUCUCCAGCUGCCGGUUACAGUCGUUUCCUUCCUUUCUUUUCGAACGCCAUCAGACUCGACGUCUGUCACUUUCUUUCCGGCCCCGGUGUCAUUCUUUCUUUCUCUCGGUUUGCCGUGCCUUUUCCAGAACUUUCAUUUGCACCUUGUCGCCCUUUCUAGACACGAAACGACAUAUAAAGGUACCAGGCUCGAAGCAUACAAGAUCGGAUCACAAUGCACUACUCUGCCAUUUUUCUGCUCGCUAGCGCUGUCUGCUCCUUUGCAUCGCCUGUCUGGCCACGAUACACUGUUGACAACGAACACUUUGAGGUCCUCGCUCUUCGAGCAACAACCCAAGUGAACCCAGCAGCCGUCAGUGACGUGACCUGCAUUGACCCCAACCUUAAAAUCGUCUUCCAUGAUCAAAAUGUAGCCGAACUGGGCAUCUGCGGAGGAAUCGCUGGCUCCAUCACAAAGUGCGGUGGCUCACCAGAGCGUACAGUCGGUCAGUCUGGAAGCGCAAAAUUCACACUUACCACCGCCACGAGCGGUGCCACGAUCAACAUCAGCAAGGGUCGUUGGGAACAAUGUAUUCGUGCAGCCCGCGCCAUCUGCCCAACUGGAAGCAUGAGCGGGAGGUGCACUGGCGGCGCUUCAUCAGGAGAUGUCAACUUUACCCUCGAGUCGCCAUAAAGCGUUUGAGAUAGAAGUCUGUCAUCAGCCGUUAUUCAAUUACUACUCGACUCAGCGGUGCUGAAGCAGAACAACAUCUCCUUUCUGGAACUGGAGCAGGCAAUCAAAAA
Messenger RNA from Xylaria bambusicola, 826 nucleotides. RefSeq lists its product as uncharacterized. The transcript is spliced from 2 exons. Bases 258 to 716 code for a protein of 152 amino acids. The record is from RefSeq and is a predicted model, not a curated record. NCBI's taxonomy places the organism in Eukaryota, Fungi, Ascomycota, Sordariomycetes, Xylariales, Xylariaceae.